Messenger RNA from Megachile rotundata (alfalfa leafcutting bee), 2418 nucleotides. It is a transcript of the gene Hsc70-4, whose product is annotated as heat shock protein cognate 4. Gene Ontology annotation, molecular function: ATP binding; ATP-dependent protein folding chaperone. NCBI's taxonomy places the organism in Eukaryota, Metazoa, Arthropoda, Insecta, Hymenoptera, Megachilidae. The record is from RefSeq and is a predicted model, not a curated record.
GGCCGGGAGUGCGGGCUCUUCACUAACGUUGCGAAUCGUCAAACGAAGAACUUCUUCACUAUCCUUGAAAGCGAAUUUUUACGAGCGAACAAAGAAAGAAAAGCAAAGAUGGCCAAAGCACCCGCAGUUGGUAUUGAUCUCGGCACCACCUAUUCCUGCGUUGGAGUAUUCCAGCAUGGAAAAGUGGAAAUCAUCGCCAAUGAUCAAGGAAACCGUACUACACCUAGCUACGUUGCAUUUACAGACACCGAACGGUUAAUCGGCGAUGCUGCCAAGAACCAAGUCGCCAUGAACCCCAACAACACCAUUUUCGAUGCCAAGCGCCUUAUUGGACGUCGGUUCGAAGACCCUACAGUUCAGGCUGAUAUGAAACAUUGGCCAUUCACCGUUAUAAACGAUGGUGGAAAACCCAAGAUCCAAGUACACUACAAAGGAGAGACGAAGACUUUCUUCCCUGAAGAAGUGAGUUCAAUGGUCCUGGUGAAGAUGAAGGAAACUGCUGAGGCAUACCUCGGGAAGACCGUCACUAAUGCUGUGAUCACUGUACCUGCUUACUUCAACGACUCGCAGCGUCAGGCAACCAAGGACGCUGGUACCAUCUCGGGCUUGAACGUUUUACGUAUCAUCAAUGAGCCCACCGCUGCUGCCAUUGCUUAUGGUUUAGAUAAGAAAACCACCAAUGAGCGCAACGUCCUAAUCUUUGAUCUUGGUGGUGGCACCUUCGAUGUGUCUAUUUUGACUAUUGAAGAUGGCAUUUUCGAGGUCAAGUCUACAGCAGGAGACACUCAUCUUGGCGGCGAAGACUUCGAUAACCGAAUGGUCAAUCAUUUCGUCCUGGAAUUCAAACGUAAAUACAAGAAGGACCUCGUCUCGAAUAAGCGUGCCCUUCGUCGUCUAAGAACGGCUUGUGAGCGUGCGAAACGCACGUUAUCUUCGUCCACUCAAGCUAGCAUCGAAAUCGAUUCGCUCUAUGAGGGAAUUGAUUUCUACACUUCGAUCACCAGGGCUCGUUUCGAAGAGCUCUGCGCUGAUCUAUUCAGAGGAACACUAGAGCCAGUGGAGAAAUCGCUGCGCGAUGCUAAAAUGGAUAAAGCUCAAAUUCACGAUAUCGUUUUGGUUGGUGGAUCAACACGUAUUCCUAAGAUUCAGAAACUCUUACAAGAUUUCUUCAACGGAAAGGAACUGAACAAAUCCAUUAACCCUGACGAGGCUGUGGCUUAUGGAGCUGCCGUACAAGCUGCAAUUCUGCACGGUGAUAAGUCUGAAGAAGUACAAGACCUGUUGCUUCUCGAUGUUACACCUUUGUCUCUUGGUAUCGAAACUGCUGGUGGUGUGAUGACCGCUCUCAUCAAGAGAAAUACAACCAUUCCAACAAAGCAAACGCAAACCUUCACCACGUACGCUGAUAACCAACCAGGUGUAUUGAUCCAAGUCUACGAAGGAGAGCGUGCAAUGACGAAAGACAACAAUCUGUUAGGUAAAUUUGAGCUCAGUGGUAUUCCACCAGCUCCCCGAGGAGUUCCUCAAAUCGAAGUCACCUUUGACAUCGACGCCAACGGUAUCCUGAACGUCUCGGCAGUGGACAAAUCUACUGGUAAAGAAAAUAAAAUCACCAUCACCAAUGACAAGGGCCGUCUCAGUAAAGAAGAUAUCGAAAGGAUGGUCAACGAAGCUGAGAAAUAUCGUAGUGAAGAUGAAAAGCAAAAGGAAACUAUCGCUGCUAAGAAUAGUCUCGAGUCUUACUGCUUCAACAUGAAGAGUACAGUGGAAGAUGAAAAGCUGAAGGAUAAGAUCAGCGCCAGUGACAAGCAGGUUGUACUUGACAAAUGCAACGACAUCAUCAAGUGGUUGGAUGCCAAUCAGCUGGCUGAUAAGGAAGAAUAUGAACACAAGCAGAAAGAGUUGGAGUCUAUCUGCAACCCUAUUGUCACGAAAUUGUAUCAAGGAACUGGCGGUAUGCCCGGUGGAAUGCCUAGUGGCUUCCCAGGUGCAGGUGGUGCUGCUCCAGGUGGCGGUGCUCCUGGUGGCGGCUCAUCAGGACCUACCAUUGAAGAAGUCGACUAAAGCGUUUAUACUCGCGUGCCUGCCCUUCUCCAUGAUCUCUGUCUCGUGGCAAGGAUCGAGGAUUGAACAUAGAAUUAUUACAGCUACGGUCGUUCGUUCCUCAGUAUAAUUUAACUUAUGUUUUUUAGAUUUCCUUUUUUAUGUUAAUAUGAAACUUAUCGGUUUAUUUAUUUUAUUUCCUUGUAAAAACUAGGAAAAUAAUCUGUAUUGUUAAAUUAUUUUCUACUCAACGAGAUAUGUGAGAAAUAUAACUUUUAAUUGUACUUAUGUGAUUCAGUUAAGGUACAAGAUCCGCUGUUGAUUUUCUAUGUUCGAGAACUUCGAAAAAAUAGAACAAACCCUUGGAGCAUAAAA